Molecule: messenger RNA, 1188 nt
Organism: Closterium sp. Naga37s-1
Lineage: Eukaryota; Viridiplantae; Streptophyta; Zygnematophyceae; Desmidiales; Closteriaceae
Source: the annotation of a GenBank genome assembly
AUGGUAGGGCGUGCUUCACUCGCCCGCUGCGCCUGCCGUCGCGUCGCCCCUGCUGUCCCAUCCCGUCCUGUCGCCCCUGCUGUCCCGUCCCGUCGCCCCUGCCGUUGCGUCGCCCUUGCUGUCCCGUCCCAUCCCGUCCCGUCCUGUCGCCCCUGCUGUCCCGUCGCCCCUGCUGUCCCGUCGCCCCUGCUGUCCUGUCCUGUCGCCCCUACCGUCGCGUCGCCCCUGCUGUCCCGACCCGUCUCGUCGCCCCUGCUGUCCCGUCCUGUCGCCCCUACCGUCGCGUCGCCCCUGCUGUCCCGUCCCGUCCCGUCGCCCCUGCUGUCCCGUCCCGUCGCCCCUGCCGUCGCGUCGCCCCUGCUGUCCCGUCCCGUCCCGUUGCCCCUGCUGUCCCAUCGCGACGCCCCCUGCUGUCCCGUCCCGUCCCGUCGUCCCUGCUGUCCCGUCCCGUCCCGUUGUCCCUGCUGUCCCGUCGCGUCGCCCCCCUUCUGUCCCGCCGCGCUGCGCCGUCCGUCCCGUCCCGUCGCCCCUGCUGUCCCGUCCCGUCGCCCCUGCCGUCGCGUCGCCCCUGCUGUCCCGUCCCAUCCCGUCGCCCCUGCUGUCCCGUCGCCCCUGCUGUCCCGUCACGCCGGCACUGCCGUCGCGUCGCCCCUGCUGUCCCGUCCCGUCCCGUCGCCCCUGCUGUCCCAACACGUCGCCCCCUGCUGUCCCGUCCCGUCCCGUCGUCCCUGCUGUCCCGUCCCGUCCCGUCGUCCCUGCUGUCCCGUCGCGUCGCCCCCCUUCUGUCCCGCCGCGUCGCGCCGUCCGUCCCGUCCCGUCCCGUCCGCGUCGAGCUUCCCGUCCCGUCCCGUCGCACGCGCCCCGUGCGCCCUGCCCAUCCGUCGCGCUCCCGCUGCGCCCUGCCCGUCCGUCGCGCCCCGUGCGCCCUGCCCGUCCGUCGCGCCCCGUGCGCCCUGCCCGUCCGUCGCGCUCCGUGCGCCUUGCUCGUCCGUCGCGCCCCCGCUGCGCCCUGCCCGUCCGUCGUGCCCCGUGCGCCCUGCCUGUCCGCGCCUGUCGCGCCCGUCCCUGCCAGUCACAUCCGUCCCGUUUUGUUGCACUGUCUGUCACACCCUACGCAAGCCCUUUAGGCGUUUAGGGUUUCGGCAGCAGCAGUAUCCACCUCUACGCUUCCGCUAUGGCGACCCCUAG